GGGGGGCUUUUGGGUCUUAAGCACAACUGGCGCUCGGGUACCCGCGACGAAUCCAGCCCACGGGGUCCCUUGUGGGCCCAUAGAAGUGGCUCAGGGUAGCCAGGCUAACGAAUUAACCCGACCACUGCCAUCUGCAUCCUGGCGAGUGCUACUCAUUAGACGAGGCGUGUAGAUGACGGGGGCACUACACCACCACAGGCAGAUACAGCGCAAGUCCUUUUCCGGCCCAGGCGAGCUAUUGUUCGCAUGCUACGCCGCGGAAAAUUAGCAUCGAUUGCUUUUCUGUCAUAAAUCAGGCGUGACUGGUUCUGACACUAUAAUAAGGACAGGCACUAGCUAUGUUUACUAGCAAUAGUGCCCGCUGUCGAGGGGGAGAGGCAACAGGCUCUACGAACGGGGUUGUUGUCGCCCUUAGAUGUUCUAUCAGCAUACAGCAGAUGCCUCAUAGCAUGUCAAAACAUAUCCACUUCGGUCAUUGUAGAUUCGUGGAAAGAGUGAGAGACGGCUCGUCGUGCUCCGAGUCUAAGUGGGAAUGAUCGAAGAAUGAUGGCUGUAAGCACUCCGUAGUUGCACAGGCAAGUGCAGUAAACUGUAAGCCACGCGGUGGGACUUAAAGAUCGCAGUGCCAUAGGUAUUCCGGAAAUGUUUACCGAUCGCAGCUUGUGACUGUGUCAAAUUCGCGAUAAAGUGGCGCUCCAUCUCAUGCUAACUAUACUCUACAGCCCGUCUUGGUAGUUACCGGUCGUCUGGCACCUUCUUGGUAGAUACAGACGACUCAGUAUCAACAACACAUUGACGUGCUAUUCGUUUAAUAGACAAGACCUCUGAACGAUUGCCGCGAUUGACUGGCAAGCCAUGCAAGUCCAGCGAUAUUCACACUUGGCAACCCCACCGGACGCGCGACGGGUUGGCGGGCAAUGCCGG
Molecule: messenger RNA, 924 nt
Organism: Truncatella angustata
Lineage: Eukaryota; Fungi; Ascomycota; Sordariomycetes; Amphisphaeriales; Sporocadaceae
Exons: 2
Coding region: 339-536 (65 amino acids)
Source: RefSeq, a predicted model, not a curated record